GUGAAAGACGUGCUAAUAGUUCUGUUACAAAAUGUUGCAAGCGUGGUGUUAUCGCAAGAAGUGGUCCGCAAUGUGCUAAUUGUAAAACUGUCAUACAUGCGGGAUGCGUCAAGUACAUAAAAAACCUAAAAGAUUGAUGAUAAAUCGGUUAUCUACACAAUCAAAACAAUGGAGGUCGAACAGAUCGACGAGGAUAGCGACAUCUCAUUUUGCAGUGUCAGAGAAAUGAUUGAUGUAGAUAUAAGUGAGAAAGACAAUAUAUUACUAAG
Molecule: messenger RNA, 269 nt
Organism: Acanthoscelides obtectus
Lineage: Eukaryota; Metazoa; Arthropoda; Insecta; Coleoptera; Chrysomelidae
Source: the annotation of a GenBank genome assembly